UACAAUUAUUGUACAUGAAAGUUUGCAAACUAGAGGAUACACAAUUUGCUGACUUUAACAUCUGCGCAUAACUUUGUUGUAUCUUGUUGUUUCUAAAGCUACAGUUCAACGCCUAGAAGCUUAUUGCUUGAGGCCUAUCCUAGGCCGGAGCCAUGGCCGCGGAUGUGGGCCAGGCACUGGCAUUCUUGCGUCAAUGCAGAACAACACAAGGCAGCACCAUCUACGAUGGGCUUGCUGCAGCGUUAGCCAAAGUGCUAGAGGACCGACCUGUAAACGCCGUGGAGGCCUUGGAGACAGCCGUGCUCACAACGCCACCCGCAUCCAGCAUUAGCGUGCCCUUGGUUCCUGUUACCUCAGCAGCAGCAGCGGCCAAGGCUGUGGCGACAGCCAACUUAUUUGGGGACCCCGACACGGUUCUGGAUCCGGAGACCGGCGACCCCAUUGAGCCCGAUGGGCCCAACGACUUCGAGUGCGAGGACGUGGAGGGCGAUGGCAACCUGUUUGACGCGCUGGGCGCUGGCGUCGGGCGGGGCGAGAUGUACGCUGCCAUGCUGGCGGUGAAGAAGCUGGGCGAGGACGGCAAGCGGGGGGUGGCCACGGUGCGCUUCUUCGGCAAGUUCUUCGGCACGCAGGCGGACUACUACGUGUUCGAAACCACCCUGCAGAACAACCCGGACAUGCCGGAGGCGCCAGAGGACGACGUGCCGUACGAGCCGUACGGCGAGGGCGCCAACGCCUACAUCUACUUCGUCUCCAACUCCCUGGGCGGCCCGCUCAUCCAGCUGCCCUACGUCACCCCCGACCAGAUCAAGGCCUCCCGCCUGCUGCGCCGCUUCCUCACCGGCCGCCUGGAGGCGCCCGUGUCCGCGUACCCCGCCUUCCCGGGCAACGAGGCGGUCUACCUGCGCACCCUCAUCGCGCGCAUCGCCGCGGCCACCGUGUGCUGUCCGCGCGGGUUCUUCCUGGCGGAUGAGGACACCGCGGAGCUGGGUCAGAACGAGGAGUGGCUGCCGCUCAAGGGGCGCGAGAUGGCGCUGCCGGUCAACUGGAGCCACCGGUACGGCCACCUGAAGGCGCAGGGGCGGGUGGCGACGUACAAGCGGGACCCGCCGGAUGAGGAGGAGGAGCCGGAGAAGAACUUCUGGACUGCCGAGGAGCAGGAGGCGGGUCCGCCCCCGCUGGCCACCCUGGACACGGACGCGCCGCUGCCCAGCCGCCCCGGCGACCCGGUGCCGCCGCCCGCGUGGAGCCCGCUGCUGGCCUCCGCCUCCGUCACCACCCGGAACCAGGUUGCCGGCGUGCGCUCCAACCGCUGGCCCGGAGCGGUGUGCGCCUGCGUGGGCCGCCACUUCGCCUCCCUGUACGUGGGCUGGGGGCUCAAGGCGGGAGACUUUGCGCCCGCGCCGCCGCCCCCGCUGGCGCCGCAGUGGCCGCAGCCGCUGCUGGAGAGCAACGAGCUGCCGCCCAAGCCGGAGCCGGAGGAGGAAGAGGAGGACGAUUGAGCGGGAGGAGGUGGUGGUGAUGGUGAGGUGGAGGUGGAGGAGCAGGAGCAUGGGGGCAAGGGCGGUUGAGGGGGAGGAGGGCGGGAGAAGGUUGGGUUUGCUGAGAGGAAGACAGAGGGCUAAGGGAACGCGUGCAUGUAUCUAGGUAAGAGGAGGUGGAGGAGACGAGGGGUGUUGGUGUGCAAGGACAUGCUUGAAGUGAGUGGGCUUGGGCUGACCAGCUUUUCAAUGUGGUGUAACUGGGGUACCUCUGUCAUUGCCGUACGUUCCCUAUUGCUGUGGUAGCACGCUUGUAUCACGGGUACGAUGAGAUGCGGGGUGAGCCGUCCUUGUAUUGCCUGUAGCAGUAUGCGACGACAUGUGAGAGCAACGGUCGUAAAGUCGUUGUCGUAGCUGGCUUUUAAGCCGUACCUAGCUUGACUAUUUGAGCUAACAAUUGUAUAAAGACGAGACAUACACUGCAUCCUGGAUGCUCCUAGCCUUGUUGGCGUGGUUGCCACGCUACUGAAGAUGUGAAAGGCUUUGCGCAGUAUACGGGUGGAAGUGAACAACCCAUGAUUAGGAACCCGCAUGCAGCGCUGCUUGCAGCACGGUUUGUAGAUCCCACCGCCCCCCCUUUUCUGUCUACCCUGCGUUUGGAGGCCC
This is a messenger RNA of Astrephomene gubernaculifera, 2147 nucleotides long. The record is from the annotation of a GenBank genome assembly. NCBI's taxonomy places the organism in Eukaryota, Viridiplantae, Chlorophyta, Chlorophyceae, Chlamydomonadales, Astrephomenaceae.